AUGAGCUCGCCACCGCCGAUGCAGUUGGAGGUGAUAGUUGGCGACGAGUCUAUGGAGGACGACACCGCGGACAUGAUACCAGCGGACAGAUUCACGUUACCAGCGCGAGCUGAUGCUGUCGUGGAAUUAUGGAGGACGAAGAUGGCAGAAGGAGUGCUAUCUUACGCUCACUUUCAAGAUCAUUGGCGUGUUAUAGUUCCGAGGAUAUAUUCGCCACAGCCCAAUAGGACUUGUUUAGAUUGGUCAUUCGAUGAAGAAUUAGGAGCAAAACUCUUGAUUCAACCGCUGGAACAGUUUGUGUGGGGCUCGGAGAGUUCCCAACCCCCUCGUCCACGGCGUUCUACGUUAUGUGGGAAAGUGUUCAAGCAGGGCGAGCCGGCCUACAGUUGUAGGGAGUGCGGUAUGGACAACACGUGCGUGCUCUGCGUGGAAUGCUUCAAGGUGUCAGCGCACAGGCACCACAAGUACAAGAUGGGCCAGUCGGGCGGCGGCGGCUGCUGCGAUUGCGGGGACACGGAGGCGUGGAAGAAAGACCCCUUCUGUGAAUUGCAUGCGGCGCCAGACAACGAAGAGCAAGCCCAGGCGAGCAUCAGCCCGGAGGUGCUGGAGCGCAUGAAGAUCGUGGCGUCGGUGUGCCUCUCGCACUGCUUCCAGCUGCUCACGCACGACCACGCGCCCGGCCUGCCACAUGAGCUGAUACUAAAAGAUGCUGAAAGAGGACUAUUACAAAUAUUGGACCAGCCAGACUGCUACUGCACUGUUUUAUACAAUGAUGAAACACAUACGUUUGAACAGGUGAUAACAACCCUCAACCGCGUGAUGAAGUGCAGCCACCGCGACUCGGUGGAGCUGGUGAGCCUCAUCGACCGUGAGGGCCGCGCGCUCGUCAAGUGCAACUCCUUCCAGCUCUGCGACAAGCUCAAGACUGAUAUUGAGAUGUUCACGUCGCGGCACGGGCCCGCGCUGAAGGUGCUGGUGAUGCACGCGCACGUCGUCGCGCACCAGACCUUCGCCAUGAAGCUGCUCAACUGGCUGCAGAACUUCGUGUCGCACGAGCAGUCGCUGCGGCUGGCGGUGAGCCAGGUGGCGCUGGCGGAGACGGCGGGUGCGGCGGGCGCGGCGGGCGCGGGCGGCGUGGCGGCGCGCGUGCUGCAGAACGACUGCCGCAUGUGGAAGGCGGCGCGCACCGCCUGGCACCGCCUGCUCAUCGCCACCACGCUCAUGGACUACGCCACCAAGCGCGCCAUGGCUAUACUCUUCACUAAGAACUAUGGUUCUAUUCUGAAGGACUUCAUCCGCGACGACCACGACCACUCGUUCUCGGUGUCGUCGCUGUCGGUGCAGCUGUACACCACGCCCACGCUCGCGCACUACCUCAUCGCCAAGCACGACGCGUUCUUCCUCGUCAUGAACACCUUCGUCAGUGAAUGCAACCGACGGUGUAAUGCUGAGGGUCGUCUCGAGUUUGAUCGUAACCACGUAUCAUCGGGAUUCAAACGUGCACAAUUCAUAUUGUACGACGUGAAGUACCUGCUCGGGUCUGUACCGACUACCUUUGAUGAUGAUCUGAGGAAGGGCUUCCUGCACGGACUGUCUCUCAUGCUGAACCUCCUGGUCAUGAUGCAGGGCAUGGACUCUGUUGUUAGACAAGUGGGUCAGCACAUGGAGUACGAGCCGGAGUGGGAGUCGGCGUUCAACCUACACGUGAAGCUGGCGCACAGCAUCACGCUGGCGCUGGAGUGGUGCAGCGCGGAGCGCGCGCUCGCCGCCGCCGCCUACCGCAUGGCGCUGCGCCGCCACGCCGACACCUGCGCGCGCCGCCCGCACGAGCUCAGGGAGCUAGGCAACCAGAGCGCGUCGGUGAUCCCGUACGACGUGUCAAAGGAGCCGGUGUCGGUGCACCGGCCGCUGUCGCGCUUCCUGGCGGGCCUGCACCUGCAGCUGCAGCGGCACGGCCUCUCCUACCACAGCCGCGAGUUCGACCGCCAGGACCCGCCCAAGCCCACGCCCGAGGAGCUCAUUGAGCCGGUUCUGCGCACGAUGGCGAUGAUAGCGCAGGUGCACGCGGGCAUGUGGCGGCGCAACGGGUUCGCGCUGCUCAACCAGCUCUACUUCUACCACAACGUCAAAUGCCGCGCCGAGAUGUUUGACCGGGACGUGGUCAUGUUACAGAUUGGUGCUUCACUUAUUGAAAGCAAUGAAUUCAUAAUUCACGUGCUAAAUAAGUUCAACCUUCUAGACUGGGCCUCCGCUGACUUUGAACAGAGAUCCAUAGAAGAUGACACUCUAAGACAUACAAUUAGUAUGGUUGAAGAAUUCUUAAGGCUUCUUAUUACAAUUGUGGGUUCCCGAUACGUACCAGGCGUAGGUGAAGUAACCAAUGAAGAUCGGACUAAAAAGGAGAUUAUCCAAAUGCUAUGCGUAAAACCUAUGCCGCAUUCAGAGCUAAAUAGAUCCUUGCCUGAAGAUCAAUUACAUGAGACGGGACUCGAAGCGGUGAUACAUGAGGUCGCUGACUUCGUCAAACCAACUGGUGGAAAUAAUCGCGGCGUUUACAAACUGAAGCCGCACUUGUAUGAUGAAUAUGACACGUUCUUCUACCAUUAUACUAGAGAAGACCUUUCUAGAAGCGAGGAAGAACAGAGGAAUAGACGGAAGACUGCUGGUCUGCCGGAGUGCUGCCCGCCGCCGCCGCUGCCCAAGCUCGCGGUGCCGUUCCGGCUGCUGGCCAGCCUGCUGCAGAGCGACGCGGCGCUGCACGUGCUGCGCUGCGUGCUGGAGCGCGCGCUCGACCUGCGCGCGCGCUCCUUCUCCGAGCCGCAGGUGCACAAGGCGCUCCACCUGAUCGGGUACGCGCUGCGCGACGAGGAGAGCGGGCACUACGAGUUCCUGGCGUUCGCGGAGAGCGCGGCGCGCAGCGGCCUGCUGGCGCUGCUGCAGCGCCUGGCCGCCAGCCCGCGCGUGGACGCGCACCGCGCGCUCGCGCGCUGGCUGCUACAAAAGAUGCGAAAAUUAUUAGGACAAGGCGACGGAGAUGGAGGUGACGUCGAAAGUAUGGAAACUGAUCAGGAAGAAAAGUCGCCAGUUGACGAGAGCGCUGAGAAAGCAAGACGUGCCAAGCUCGCAGCCGACAGACGCGCCAAGCUGUUGGAACAGAUGAAGUCUCAAAUGAACAAUUUCAUAUCUAACAACUCCACGUUAUUCCAAGAAACUACAACUGAGGUGACUGAAGAGGAAGAGAAGCAGAAUCUAUUGGAGAUCUAUCGCGGCGCCGCGCUCGGCGUGUGGGGCGGCGGCGUCAGCGAGCCCGCGCGCGUCUGCAUCAUGUGCCAGGAGGAGGCGCGCGUGGAGGCAAAGUCGGAGCCGCUGGUGCUGGUCGCGUUCGCGCAGCACUCGAGCGUGCUGUCGCGCGCGGCGCGGGGCGGCGGCGGCGGCAGGGCGGAGGCGCGCGCGGCGUGGCCGGCGGCGGGGCUGGGCGCGCAGCCUCACGUGUCGUGCUGCGGGCACGCGCUGCACGCGCGCUGCUGGCGCAAGUACGUCGACGGCGUGCUCGACAAGGAGAAGCUCAGACCUUACCGCAUCCGUCAGCCGGCGGCGUUCGACGUGGAGAAGAAGGAGUACCUGUGCCCGCUGUGCGAGCGCCUCUGCAACACGGCGCUGCCGCUGCUGCCCGCGCCGCCGCUGCCCGCGCGCGCGCCGCCGCCGCUCUCGGACCACACCUACAGCGACGCGGUCGAACUCAUACUCAAGUUGAAGCAUCAGGUGUGCUCGGAGCCGGUGCACGUGUGCACGGAGUACUGCGAGGAGCUGCACUGCCGCGCGCGCGCGCGCUCGGCCGGCGCGGCGGGCGCGGGCGGCGCGGCGGGCGCGUGCGGCGACGCCGAGGACGAGGCGGCGGACGAGGCCGAGGUGUACGUGUCCACGCACGCCGAGACACUGCUGCCCGCAGAGUUCCUGGCGCACUUCGACGUCGACACGCCCGUCUACAACGACGUGCUCAAGACUCUGGUCGAGGAUUUCGCUAAGAUGCUUCCAGGUAUAUGUGGACUGUCAGAAUCAGGCGGCAUGGUUUCCGUGGCGGCGCUGUAUCGAGCAACCUCAUACACAAUUCUAAGCACUAACGCAGUACUACAAGCAGAAAACAGACCUCUACUCGGAGACUUGCCUUCCAGACACCGAGAUGCCUUACAAGCUAUCAUCAGACUAGCAGCAGUCGUGCCAGCGAUAUGGCCGUCACCGAAACACGUCUCCCAUCACGCUCUAAGCACGCUCAGCACUCUAGAGAAAACCUCUCCACUAACCCACGAAGUAUUCGGAACUUUAGUCGCCCUAGUACUAUCCGCGCCGUCCCUGUUCUGCAAAACCGCGGGUCCUGCGAGACCCAACCAUUUAGCGAGGCAAAUAACACUAGAAGCUUUCAGAGCCCAACUCACCAGGGCCAUGAUCAUCAUUGACGUCACAUCCUGCACCAGCCAACCAAUGGAGGACACCCCCAAGCAGGACCUAGAAAACCUAUUAACAUUCAUGAAGGAAUUGAGAAAAGGACGGCUAGAUAUUGAUAAUUUAAAUGCACAGGAAGUAUGGGAGUGCGUAAAGAAACAGUGUCACAACUUUUUAAGGAGUUGCUGUCUGUUUUACCACUUUUUAAGUGACAUCCAGCCGCCUAGAGAGCUGACGGUGUAUGGUGGUGAUACUUGGGACACUAUGUGCGGGUAUUUAGACUUGCCGAGCACGUUUGUGGAUUUAAUAGAUAAUAUAUUGGCUAGGAAGAAGGCUUUGGCUUGGUCAGAGCUGUCGACUGAGUGGUUUAGUGGGGAAUUGUCACUACAGUUGGUCCUAGAGCCCAUUGAACCUCCAAGAUUGAUAACGUUGCCCGAUGACUUCUCGGAGUUAAUGAAUGUCGUCUCAGAGUUCUCUUGCCCCAACUCGGAGAGGGAAGACAGCAAGAACCCUACGAUGUGUCUGGUGUGCGGACAGAUACUGUGCUCGCAGAGCUAUUGUUGCCAGAUUGAAAUACGCAAGUCGGGCGCGCGCGGCGGCACGGAGCUGGUGGGCGCGGUGGUGGCGCACGCGGCGCGCUGCGGCGCCGGCGCGGGCGCCUUCCUGCGCGUGCGCGACUGCGAGCUGCUGCUGCUGGCGGCGCCGGCGCGCGGCGCGCUGCAGCCCGCACCCUACCUCGACUCCUACGGCGAGACCGACCAGGGACUACGCCGGGGGAACCCCCUGCACCUGUGCCCGGAGCGGUACGAGCAGCUUCGCAUGCUGUGGCUCAGCCACGGCAUACACGAGAAGAUAGCGCGCGGCCUCGACACCAACAUGCUCGUCACCACCGCCUGGCAGAACAUG
Messenger RNA from Brenthis ino (lesser marbled fritillary), 5346 nucleotides. Lineage: Eukaryota; Metazoa; Arthropoda; Insecta; Lepidoptera; Nymphalidae. The record is from the annotation of a GenBank genome assembly.